AUGUCGGUUCCAGCCCGCUUUUCCAACUCGGACGCGCACAAGACGCCCGACGAGAUUGUCGUCGUCCGGCGGCGGUCGACGGCAAGCACGCUGCCUGGCGAGCCUGGGACUCAGCCGGGCGCAUCCAGGAACCGGCUACCAUCGUCGUCCUCCGGGUUCCGGCUCACCGUCGACCACAGCAGCCGCGUCGUCGACCGAACGCGUGGAGGAACUGGAGAUCGCCGUCGUCUGACAGGCGGGCAGCAGGACGGAAAUGGCUCGGUGAGUGUCGAGCAGAUUUGUGGUCACCAGAUCCAGCGCGCACUCGCGGUCGUUGACGGGGAGGCUAUUCCGCCAUUGGACGAGCCCGGCGAGCUGUCGUCGUCAGUGACGAUCGCAGACGGUGACGCCGUUUCGCUGGCUGUUGCCGUUGGACGGUCCGAGAAGCCUUCCGUCCACGACACUGCCUCGGGAGACGAGGAACUGGAGAUCGUCGCCGUUCGGCGACGUUCGAUAGACGGUGAGUCGCGAGACAGCUACAUUCAGUGGAGAACGGCGGGACUGCUCACGCUGAAGACUCGCUGGACAGAGUCCAGCUCGUCGUCGUCUUGGACGGGCUGUGCUUGUCUCACGGUUGGAGUCCAAAACCAUCCCGGCGCGGCGAGGAACUGGAGAUCGUCGCCGUCUGGCGGCGGUCACCUGGACAGCAGAUGGGCACCCACUCAAGCAAUGCAUGACCUGCUGAUGGUCACCGGUGUCGACGUCGAACACCUGUCGGUCGUGACGGCUAUCGGUUGGAGCCGCCUCGUCUUUCCGCGGUCCGCGGUCACGAUAGAUCCACAUGUUACACCACUUCCAGAUACCGAGCUUGCCAACAUCACUGGCAGCUCUGCGGCGGCAGCGUCACUGAGGUCGGAUCAAGCCGCAGAGUGGGACUCGUUGACGGGCUACGCGCCGCAGCAGCUCGUUGCAUUGUGUGCGGCCAGUUUGCCGAUCCGGAUGCGCGCGCCUGUCUGGAGCGAUAUGAGUAAAGACGGCACAACAGUCGAGGCAGACGGGGCAUACCUGGCCAGUCUAAGACACGGUUCGGAGGGUUCUGCCCUCCCCACAUUGGGGCAGGCAUCCGCCGAGCCAUUCGACACAGACCUGUAG
This is a messenger RNA of Fomitopsis serialis, 1131 nucleotides long. RefSeq lists its product as uncharacterized. The transcript is spliced from 8 exons. Bases 1 to 1131 code for a protein of 376 amino acids. Lineage: Eukaryota; Fungi; Basidiomycota; Agaricomycetes; Polyporales; Fomitopsidaceae. The record is from RefSeq and is a predicted model, not a curated record.